Messenger RNA from Prunus avium (sweet cherry), 852 nucleotides. The record is from RefSeq and is a predicted model, not a curated record. Lineage: Eukaryota; Viridiplantae; Streptophyta; Magnoliopsida; Rosales; Rosaceae.
AUGGACCAGGCGAACUCUACGCCUUUCACCCCCGAAAACGAGCAGGUUGCUCGCCCGAAGCGAUUCUCAACGCCUUCGUUUACAUACUUCAAAGGGGAUUCCGAUCCCGAGAGCCACCUAAAACACUUCAAAAGUGUCAUGAUCCUCCACAAGGCUGACGACGCGCUGAUGUGCAAGGAGUUUGCAAUGACCUUGCGAGGAGCAGCCCAAGAUUGGUUCCACACUCUACCAUCCGAGUCGAUCAGCAGCUUCAAAGAGCUGGCUUACGUCUUCACCAAAGAGUACACCUCUUACCGGAUGAUCAAGAAGAACCCCGAUCACUUGUACAACCUACGCAAGAAGUCCGAUGAAUCCCUUCGAGACUACAUCAAGAGAUUCAAAGCAGAAAAGAAAGGCCUUCUAGCUGAACACGACUUAUACCGCGAGCUAACUAUCGCUCCCAGCCAGACUCUGGUAGAGGUCUUCGUGACCGCGGAACGCUAUGCGCUCUGGGACGAUGAUCGAAUCGCUGGGAAGAAGUCUACUAAGCAGGAAGAUCAGCUGACUAAGCGGGCAGGCCAAAGAAGCGACGGGUUUAGCAACAGGAACAAGGACAAGCGCAUGUCACACCCACAAGGGGACGCUACGGCAGGAGAGAACUGCACCAAGUUCUCCAUCCCCAUACAUCGUGGUUACAGGCAAGGUUCUCUGGUAAACUUGGGGACUUAUGAGCGUGGUGGGAUUGAAGGAUUGAGAGAGGUUUUUGGCAAAGUUUGGGAGUCUGAGAAUUCUGAAAGCGUAAAGAAGAGACGAAGAAGUCUGGGUUUUUAUAUUGGCGCUAGAAUUCGAAAACGAAAGGGCGUGGCUCUCUGA